GUCUCUAUGGGCAUAUGCGGGGUUGGGCGGCGCAGCGACCAGGAAGACUGAGCGCCGCAGUAAGAGGAAAAUAACGCCAGAUAAUUAGAAUAAUAUGAUAUUAAUGCAGAAAACACUGAGCGGGAGCCUUUAGGAACACCAGCUGAGCCCGGUGUGUGCAGGUUGCCAUUAUGGAGGAGACGAAUAGAGAGGCCGUUGCCACAGCGGUGCAGAGGGUGGCGGGGAUGAUCCAGCGAUCAGAUCAACUGGAUAAAGUUGAGCAGUACAGACGAAGAGAGGCACGAAAGAAAGGAUCUGUAGAGGCCAGACUUAAAGCUGCAAUCCAGUCCCAGUUGGACGGAGUUCGAACAGGCCUCACUCAGCUGCACAACGCUCUGUGUGAUGUGAAGGACAUCCAGAACUCGUUAGCAGACGUCAGCAAGGACUGGAGGCAGAGCAUCAACACCAUCGAGAACCUGAAGGAUGUUAAGGAUGCUGUGGUCCAGCACAGUCAGCUGGCCUCUGCAGUGGAAAAUCUCAAGAACAUCUUCUCAGUUCCAGAAAUCGUGCGUGAGACCCAUGAUCUGAUCGAGCAGGGCGAGCUCCUGCAGGCUCACCGCAGACUGAUCGAUCUGGAGUGUUCCCGCGACGAUCUGAUGUACGAGCAGUACCGCAUGGACAGCAAGAACACCCACGACAUGAACCUGAUCCGCGCCUACUUCGGCCAGGUGCAGGGCCUCUCCGACGAGCUGGCCAAGCAGCUGUGGAUGGUGCUGCAGCGGGCGCUGGUCACAGUGCGCCGCGACCCCACCAUGCUCGUGUCCGUGGUGCGCAUCAUCGAGCGCGAGGAGAAGGUGGACCGGCGCAUGCUGGACCGCAAGAAGCAGACGGGAUUCAUUCCCCCCGGCCGGCCCAAAUGCUGGAAGAGCCGCAUGAACCAGGUUCUGGAGGGCACGGUCAGCGGCCGCAUCGAGAGCACCCAGUCGGAGACGCGGGACUCGGAUAAGAUGUGGCUGGUGCGGCUGCUGGAGCUCACGCGCAAGUACGUUCUGGACGACCUGAUCGUGGUGAAGAACAUGAUGGUGCAGUGCUUCCCUCCACACUACAACACCUUCCAGCUCUUCUUUGACCUCUACCACCGGGCGCUGUCGGCACGGAUUCAGGAGCUCGCUGCAGAGGAUCUGGAGGCUAAUGAGAUCGUGUCACUUCUAACCUGGGUCCUCAACACUUACCAGAGCGAGGAAAUGAUGGGCCACCCAGACCUAUACCCUGAGUGUGACAAGAACCAGUUAGAGCCAUUGCUGCCUCAGGAAAUGGUGGACAUUCUGCUUGGCAAAUACAUGCAGACUUUCACUUCCAACAUCACAGGCUGGCUGCGGAAAGCUCUGGAAACAGAUAAAAAGGACUGGCAGAAGGACACAGAGCCAGAGGCAGAUCAAGAUGGAUACUACCAGACCACUCUACCUGCUAUUGUCUUCCAGAUGUUUGAGCAGAACCUGCAAGUGGCAGCUCAGAUCAACGAGAGCUUUAAAGAGCAGGUGCUGAGACUCUGUCUCAAACAGAUGACCUCAUUCCUGGUGAGGUACAGGGAUGAGGCCAUUGCCUACAAGGAGGAGCAUCUGAAAGAUCGGCAACUCCCACAGUGCUACGUUCAGUACAUGAUCGCCAUCAUCAAUAACUGCCAAACGUUUAAGGAGUCUAUAAACAGCCUGAAACGGAAAUACUCAAAGUCUACAGAGCCCACCCAGAACGACGCUCAGAUCGAAAAGACCCUGAAUGAGGUGGCCAAAGAGGGUUGCCAGUUCCUCUUAGAUGAAGUCUUCCUGGAUUUAGAUAAUCAUCUGAAUGACCUGCUGACACGGAAGUGGCUGACGGGGUCUCAUGCGGUGGACACUAUCUGUGUGACGGUGGAGGAUUACUUCAAUGACUUUGCUAAGAUCAAGAAGCCUAAUAAUCAGGAGAUGACGACUGAAGCUCAUCGGCGUGUCGUGGUGGAGUACCUGAAGGCCGUCAUGCAGAAACGCAUCACAUUUAAAAACGCAGAGGAGAGGAAGGAGGGAGCGGAGAGGAUGAUCAAAGAGGCCGAGCAGUUCAACUACCUCUUUAAGAAGCUCUCUGCUGGAGAAGACACAGACUGGCUGUGUGGCUCCAUCACUGCGAUCGCGGAGGUGUUCAAGCUGACUGAUCCCAGUCUUCUCUAUCUGGAAGUCUCCACCCUGGUCUCCAAAUACCCAGACAUCAGGGAGGAGCACAUCCUGGCCUUGCUGGCCGUUCGAGGCGACGCUACUCGUGAUAUGAGGCAGAUGAUCGUGGAAACUCUGAGCCAGAGUAAACCUUCUUUCUCCACAAACUCCACACCGGUCUUCAGAGACAUCACCGUCCCUACUAUCGCCACCAUGACCGCCAUGGCUGUACCUAAACUGCUGAAAUAACCCAAUACUCCCGGACCUCUGAGGAGCGACCAGGCCAACAAACCUAAAGAGAGAGAGAGAGAAAAAAAAACUCAACAUCUUCAGGAUGCAGCCUGUAAGAAUUCAGUGUCUCAGUGAGCUGCUCCUGAGGAACAGCUGCUCAGGAGGACUACAGGACAGGUUAUUGCUUGAUGUACAGAAAACUCCCAUCAACCUUAUUUUCCUCCAAACACGGUAUCCAUGGUAGGGUUGAACAAAAUAAUAUUGAUAUAGCGAUAUAUCGUAUUGCUUUAGUUUGCAAUAUGUGGCAACAAAUAGUCAUUUUUUAUUGACCUAUAGGCAUGGUGAACUCUCUAAAACUCAAACUUUCUUUCUGAAGCUACUACUUAUAUAAUAUAUAACUACUAUAAUCAGGUGAAUAGGGUAAACCUGGGCUCAUUUAGUAGUAUUUUAUCGUCUUCAGCAACAAUAACAGCACCGUAGAGAAUUGUCUUGUGAUAUACCGAGUAUCGUAGGAUCAAAUUGUCGCAAUAUAAUCUUUAUUUUGAUCAAAGUAUCUGAUUUACUGAAUAUAUUUGAUGCCACAUAUUGAUAUGAUAGUGAAAUACUGCAAUAUAUCGCAAUAUUAAUAUAUAUUGUCCGGCCCCUAUUCUCACCUCUGGUGCUGGGUGAUCCUGAUCUUAAAGGAGAACUCUGGUGUAAAAUGGACUUUUGUUGUAGUAAAACAUGAUAAAAGUUCUUACCUUUGAUGAAUAGCACGCCUCCGUUCUCCCACAGCGUUCCGAGAUCCAGAAAUGUUAGUUUGUCCAAACACCCUUCAGACUGGGUGAUACAGGGCAUAAUUUAUCCUGAAAAAUAACUUUUUCCACCGUUAUCCAGCUCAAAGUAGCUCCACACCUCCUUGCUAGAAUCCGGAGAGCCCUGACAUUUAAAACGAGGCAUUAAUAACUUAAAAAGUUAGUGUGCUAUUCAUCAAAGGGAAGAACUUUAUCAUGUUUUACUACAACAAAAGUCCAUUUUACACCAGUACAUUGAGGUUAUUACAGAAGCAUAUGACCACAAUACUAUUAUUUGUAUUAUAGUGUGAUGCGUCCCCAACAGCUAAACCCCGCCCACAUUAAUCGCACCACUGCCCCUGACGGAUCAUACUUAAUACCGGAAUGUGAGACCAUUCUGUCCACCGUCCGGAGGAGUUAGCUGAGCACACUUGCUGCAUUAACAAGCUAAUGGAUAUUGGAUAUGGUGCCUCAAAACUAGGUGCCUCAUCUGGAUUUGAACCGAGGACUCUGUGCAGAGAAAACUCUUAGAAGACUCUUAUCGUAAAUGGCUCCGCCUCCAGCUGAAAUUAUGUUCUGAUAAAAGCUAUGAAAGAAAAGAAAAGAAAAA
Molecule: messenger RNA, 3776 nt
Organism: Astyanax mexicanus (Mexican tetra)
Lineage: Eukaryota; Metazoa; Chordata; Actinopteri; Characiformes; Acestrorhamphidae
Gene: exoc3
Product: exocyst complex component 3
Exons: 13
Coding region: 171-2411 (746 amino acids)
Biological process (GO): exocytosis; exocyst localization
Cellular component (GO): exocyst
Molecular function (GO): SNARE binding
Source: RefSeq, a predicted model, not a curated record